AUGGCCAAGAAAGACAACAAGAAAAAGAACAAUGCAAAGAAUGUACCACAUAGAGAUAACUAUGCUCGAAUAUCAUACUUGUACCAACUUUCAAAUCAUUUAACGUUAUCCCAUCCUGCUCUAGCCAGAGGGCUAGCAAGAAAUAUGGAUUUAGUAGGCAAGAAAACUGUCCUGAAAUCAUCACCACUUCUAAAGAGAACUAUAUGUAAACAAUGCCAAAGCAUGCUUAUUCCUGGAUUGACUAUGACUAUGUAUGUGGAGAAUCUUUCCAAACAAAAACUGCCUAUUAAUGAUGUGCUAGUAUGGAAGUGUACUUGCGGAAAAUGCAGGAGGUUCCCCGUAGGUAAAGGAGAGUAUGUUGUGUUUCCAGAUAGAAAUGGUGUACGAAUAGAUUAA
Molecule: messenger RNA, 396 nt
Organism: Spathaspora passalidarum NRRL Y-27907
Lineage: Eukaryota; Fungi; Ascomycota; Pichiomycetes; Serinales; Debaryomycetaceae
Gene: RPR2
Product: ribonuclease P protein subunit
Exons: 1
Coding region: 1-396 (131 amino acids)
Biological process (GO): tRNA processing
Cellular component (GO): nucleolar ribonuclease P complex
Source: RefSeq, a predicted model, not a curated record